This is a messenger RNA of Miscanthus lutarioriparius, 264 nucleotides long. Lineage: Eukaryota; Viridiplantae; Streptophyta; Magnoliopsida; Poales; Poaceae. The record is from the annotation of a GenBank genome assembly.
AUGUCUGUGUCGCCAGAGUUCUUCAAGCCCAACAUGCCGGCCUUCUCGCCGGCCUGUGCCGCGCAGCCGCCGCUCGUGUUUGGCGCUGGCGCCAGCGGGGACGACGAUGACUACUGCACGACGCCAACAGGCUGCAGGAUCUCCUACCUGAGGGAGCCCACCACGUGCCCAGCGGCGCCCAAGAAUCAGUCGCCGCCGCCGCCGUGCUGUAGGAAGCGCCUCUUCCAGCCCCAGCCUCAUGGGAUCAGCACUGUUAGCCUUUAA